CGCGCGGACUAGCAGAAGCCGGCUUCCCCAGAGGUGGGGUCACCGGCGCGCGCACCCACUUCAGCCCGAACCGUUCCUCCCGAGACGAGCCCGCGGCCGGCCCCGCUGCAGUGUGCGCUUGAGAGCCCAUGCCCUCCGGCGGAGCCUCCUUAAGUAGGGCGAUAACGCCAUGGUCCAGCCUCUCGCCACCUCGCCCUCCGGGCCCCGGACCUGCUCUCCUCGGUGGGACCCGGGGCAGCGUGGCGCCGCGCCCUCCGCGCGCUCCGGAACCUUAACCUGUCCCUGGGUUGCCAGUUCACGCGACGGUAGGGGCCGCGGUGGAGCCGAGUCGAGGGACAGACAGGAGCCCUCCCGCCCCUGCGUGUUGACCGGGAGCUGCCUUCCCCACCUCUCCCCCCUGGCCUCUGGAGUCCCUGGUUUGGUUUUUCCCCGCCUGAGGCGUGCAUUAUGGUUUUCUAAAUAUAUAUAUUCGCCCCACCGCAUUAUUUGCUGUGCUCUGGAGUGGCGAGGUCUCCGGGUGGCGUUUCCCUUUUCCUCCUGCCCCGGGAGGAAUGUCACCGGCAAACCCAACGGCGGACAAGGGCAGUUUCUGUGUCGAGGCGUGGGCCAUACAGUGAGGGUCUAUUCUUCACCCAGCGUCCAGAGGCUGUCAGAAGCCGGCUGCGCCGGGGGUCCGAGCCGCAGGCUGGGAGAGGCUCCCGCUCACUGGCGGACGGUAUCACACACACAAACUUACCUUCCGACCGUGCUGAAUGGGGUCCUUGCAUUUCCGAGGAUGGGGAGUAUAGCCCUGUUUGUUUCUGUGCUGAGGAAAAAUAAGCAAAAGUACAAAGUACUUUUUCAUGACCUUAGGCCAGAAUCUGUACAUUUCAGGCAGGUCCAUAGGAGCCUGGCCAUAGGAGGCCGGGGUGAGAAAUAAGAAAAGGGAAGAUAAUGAAGUCCAGCGAUGGACUUUUAAGUCAAUGGACUGGAUUUUUUGUUGAGCAGGUAAAUGACAAAGAGGAGAAAAGCAGAGAUUUUUUUUUUUCAAAGUCUACAUUGUAUUAGUCCAGGUUUUCUCAAAUCGUGAGUCGCUAAUUAGUAAGUCCUAGCAGUGAUCUAUUGAGUCAAAGCUAGUAAUGUAUAAAUAAUAUGGAAAGACUGAAAAGCAGAGCAUAUCACACACAAAGUGAGAGUUAACAGUUCUGAUAAGUCUUGGUGCAGUCAAACCUGCAGGCUGACUACCUGAUGCGUGCUGUCUCACUGCUCCUUGCGGCGGAAGCUUGAACGCCGCUGACACUGCUGGCUGCAGCCCAGGGCUACUCGCCCGGUCGGAUUUCCAGGGGAUCUUAGGGACCACCUAGCAAUCCCAUACUUUCCCAGCUGUGCCAUGAUGAAGCUGGAGAAGAAGACAGAAUAGGAAGGGGAAGGGGCGGAGGCCAGUGGGCAUUUUUACAUCCUUUCUUUAGUAUUUCAACAAAUACGCUUUCGGCAGCCCCUUUGUCCUAGGCCCAGUGCUGGAAACUAGGAAUUCAGUGAUGAACAAUUUGUAGAAUCCUGGGGACAAACAGAUGUUAAACAUGAAAGUAACUAUAUGUGUGAAAAUAAUCUGGAGGAGAAUAGGAGAGAGAAAAAAAAACACAGGUUCAUCAUUUAGAUGGGGGAAGGUG
Molecule: messenger RNA, 1649 nt
Organism: Oryctolagus cuniculus (rabbit)
Lineage: Eukaryota; Metazoa; Chordata; Mammalia; Lagomorpha; Leporidae
Source: RefSeq, a predicted model, not a curated record